Molecule: messenger RNA, 2455 nt
Organism: Labeo rohita (rohu)
Lineage: Eukaryota; Metazoa; Chordata; Actinopteri; Cypriniformes; Cyprinidae
Exons: 11
Coding region: 468-2126 (552 amino acids)
Biological process (GO): protein phosphorylation; lipid transport; lipoprotein metabolic process
Cellular component (GO): membrane; extracellular region
Molecular function (GO): lipid binding; ATP binding; protein kinase activity
Source: RefSeq, a predicted model, not a curated record
AACUGACCAUUAUUCAGCCAGACGCUCUUCACAGACUCCAGAUUUUACUGGGAAUCUUCAGCUCUCUGUGGAAUCAUGAAUUAAUGAAGAGGAAAAACACUGUCAGAAACUAAAACAGAAAGUCAAUUCAAAACAAAGGUGUUUCACAAGCUGGAACGUGAGUCUUCUUGCUUUUAUUGUUUAUGUAUGUAUGUUUGCUGAGGGAGAAUCAUUCAAAAUGAAACUACUGCUCUGUUUUGUAUUUACAUGCAAAUAUUCAGCUGGACAGAUAUAUAUCUGUCAAAGUGAAACUUGACUACUGCAUUUAUUAACAUGUUCUGUUCAGGAAAAAAAAUUAAAGUUCUCUUCAGCAGACGAAGCCAUAAUCAAGAAUUAAACAUUAUUGAAGAUAAUAAUAACCAUUUCUAAAGACAGAAACACACAGGUUUUUCCUCCCAGUUGUGUACAUUUUUCAGAAAUUUUCAGCAAUGGGCAACAGUCUGUCAGUUUUAAAGGAACAUGGCUACUCUCUAGUGAGUCAACAGGAGAAUAAGAUCCUGGUGAAAAAUGAAGGUGGCGAUCAGUUUCUCAUUAAAAAGUUGAGCACUGACCGGGACGAAUCCAAUUUUCUCCUCCAUCUCAAUCACCCACACAUCGUCCAGCACAAGGAAUAUAUUGAAGAUUCUGACUGUUUGUAUCUUGUCCUGGAGCACUGUGAAGGUGGAGAUCUCGCUCAGAAAAUCAAAAACAAAAAGGAGGGAAAUGCUAUGUUUUCUGAGAAUGAGAUUCUGGACUGGAUUGUGAAGAUCUGCAUGGCGUUAAAAUACCUGCAUGAUCAACAGAUCCUGCAUAAAAACCUGCAACCGGAGAGUAUAUUCUUCACUACAUUUGGAACCAUCCGUCUUGGAGAGUUCGGAGUGGUCCAUCAACGGUCCACUGAACAACAAGCUGAAGAAAAUAAACCUUCUUCAUAUGUUGCACCUGAGAUUUUUAAUUGCAUACCUUAUGAGGAAAAAACUGAAAUAUGGGCGCUGGGAUGUGUCAUCUAUGAGCUGUGUAUGCUGAAACGUGCGUUUCCUGCAAUAUUGACAGUUGAGACUGUUCAAAAGAUACUCACUUCCUCCUAUGAAGCUCUUCCUGAGACCUUCUCAGAGGACCUUCGUCAGUUGGUAGCAGACACACUUCAGCCCAAUCCAGUGAAUCGCCCGUCUGUCAGUGAGAUCUUGACCAGACCUUUUAUCAUUUAUUACCUUCGUGAAAAGAACAUGCAAACUAUUAAGACACUUUAUAGGACGCUAGAGGAACUGAGAGCCCUGGCUGAUGAUUUGGAAAGAGUCCAUUUCAACACAACUGUAGGCAGUCUCACAGGAGGUGUCAUAGGACUGGCUGGAGGAAUCACAUCUGUGGUUGGACUUGUUCUCUCUCCGUUCACUAUGGGAGCAUCUCUGAUAGUAACAGGGGUGGGAAUCGGUACAGCGGUAGCUGGAGGAGUAACAGCUGGUGCCAGCAAUAUAACAAACAUGGUUAACCAGAAUACAAACCGGAACAAGAUCAAAAUGCUCAUAAAGGAGUUCCAAGAAAAAAUCACCUCCACAGUUUGCUGCAUCCAAAACAUCCAAAUAGCCGUGGAAACUUUAGAAAGACAGUUUUCCACAAGCGAUGACUCAUUUUCCAAUACACGAUCUGGGGCAAAUGCUGGAGCUCGACUUGGACGAGGACUGGGAGGAAUUCCAGAGAUUCUCCGUGUAAUUGAGGUCGUAAAUGUCGGAAAGGUCGCAGCUCAGGCUGCGAGAGCCGUUCGUGUGGCUGAAGCAGCUACUGGAGUUUUGUCUGCACUUUUUGUAGCUGUUGAUGUCUUCUUUGUUUUUCUCGACUCCAGAGAAAUCCACAACAUCCGCCAAGAUUGCGCUUUAAGAGAGAGUCGACGAGAAUCACACGCCACCAGCACCCAAACCUCUGAGUCAACUGACCAGACGUCAAACAUCAGCGACACAACAAACCUGCUGCCUUCAAACGCUCAACAGACAGAAGAACUGAAAUCUGAGACCAUGAAAUUUGUGACAAAAAUAAAGGAGACAACAGAGGAGCUUCAGAAGAUUGUGGAUACACUGCGAGAUGCAGUGCACCUAAACUCUGAAAAUUACUAAAAUUGUUAGUAAAUCUCCAUAUGUUCUUCAGUCAUAUAUUGAUUAUAGUUGUAGCAAAGGGUAGGUGAUGGUAACUGUAUAUUCUGGGGUUUUAUGAUGAAAUAUCUAAAUAUUUCUAUAUUGCAAUAGUGUUUCAAUAGUGCUCAGAAACUUUUUGAGAAGUACUAAAUGAAGCUUGCUGCAUUCACAUUUAAAUAAUAUUAAUAAAUGUAUAUCAGGACUUGCCUUUAUUUUCUUGAUGUUUUGGAAAUCAGAAAAUAUAAUCAUUAAAUCUUAUCAUUUUUCCUCUUUCUGUAUGCAUGCAGCUGCUUAUUGUAAUGUCCUUUCAC